AUGUUCGCCAAAUUCGCCAACCUCUCCUCCGUCAAUCGUAUGCCUGGUUUAAAAUCAGGAGGAACCACUGGCACUGCUGGUAGUGUAGCCAGCGGAUCCUCGGGAAAAUGGCACUUGACUUUGGCGCGUUCAGGCAUCGUUGUCGAAACCGGCUUUAUCCUCCUCGCGACCUUCUUGUAUGCCAAGGUCUGCGCAGUUGGGCCUCCCUCGAAAGUUGUUCCUAGGAUGAAAUCCCUCCGCAUCACCACAAUCUCCGAACCAUCGUCCAACAACGCUCUCUCAUCCACCUUUGCUGCCACCCUCACAGCCACCUCCCGCAAUGGCGUACAAUAUUCGAGCGGAAUAGACUGGACACUCAUUGUAGCAGCAGUCGCAUUGACUGUAACCAUGGUCCCUUUUUCUUCACCAGCCUUCUGCUUCUCCAACUCCUUUGCUUUUCCUCUCGUCAUUGCAAAUGCUUCUGCCUCUCUCAGCUCCUCAAAAACCUCCAUCAAUGCAAUCUCAUCCUCCUCCUCACCUUUGCACUCACUAUCAUAA
Messenger RNA from Cyclocybe aegerita, 537 nucleotides. The record is from the annotation of a GenBank genome assembly. NCBI's taxonomy places the organism in Eukaryota, Fungi, Basidiomycota, Agaricomycetes, Agaricales, Hemipholiotaceae.